AUGGAGUUACUUGCUUCCAUCAAAACUACAACAGAUCCAUUUACAGUUGUCAAGACAUUUGUUGAAACUGUCAAGGAAGACCUCAGACAAAUAUCUAAAACAAAGCCAGAAUCUGCUGAUACAGAAAAAAAGAAAUAUACUACUAAUUUAUUAAUACAUAUGUUCAAGUCACUUCGUGCCAAAGAUAUCAAACGCAGAGCUAACAUGGCUUUUGCACUCAGUGAGCUUAUUAAAGGACUCAAAGGCUUAAAUCCAACUGAGAUUUACGAAUUAACGAAGAGCACACUUGAAAUGGGCACAGAAACAGUUGAUCUUCGUUAUAACAUGGUUGCCAUCUUCAUGGCUUGGACAGCAAUCUCACGUGGAGGACUUUUCAAAGGACAAAAAGAAAUCAUCAUUGCUAUCAUACGUAACAUUCAUGGUUAUUCGAAUGAUUGCAUGUCUCUCCGUGCAUUAGGCUACCAAACUCUUUACGCAAUCAUGAUUUCAAACUUUGAUACCACAGAAGAUUUCGAAAAAUACGCAUACAAAGAGAUCGUUGCAGAGCUUGGCUCAGUUGUUAUCCCACCACACUAUGAUUCUCUCGAAUUUUGGUACAAGAUUUGCAAAUACUACAAAUCAUUGCCUUUGAGCAACAAACCAUGGGUUAAAUCACCAACAGGCUCAAAGAUCCUUCAGUCCUUCGCUUCAAUCUACGAGUCAUCUGUUCGCCAAUUGCCAAAUAUUCCAACAUUGUACAAUUUCCUUGCAGAAAACAACGCCAUGCAGCUUGUAACCAACACAAUCAACAAAUUUACAGAUACCCCAAUGGUCAGCUUAAUGGCCUUAACAGCUGUUUGCCAAAGUCCUUCAUUAGAUGUAAAUACAUAUCUCCAAAUCUUCGAAAGGCACGAAGAAUCCAUCCGUGCUCUUGCCCAGUCCAAGCACGGCGCAGUUCUUGUCCAAGCAGCCGUUGACGCCGCAAACAGAUUCAACAAAUCUACAAAAGGCAAAGUUCCAAGGAUCUCUGCUGCCCUUGUCUCAACCCUCCAUUCCAAGCAGGUCUCGCAGUUCCUUGCCCAGCUCUCAGACGAAACCACACAAGAAGUUAUUUCGUUAAUUGGUCAGAAGCCUGAGAAGACACAAACAAAGGAUGAAAGCGACGAUGAAGAGAAGGAAGAGAAAUCCGAAGAAAAACCAGUUGACAAGCCAUUCCACGCUUACGUUGAGUUACUUUGGGGCCAAAUUCGCCGCGAAACGUUAAAGGACACAAAUAUCAUCAAAGACCUUUAUUCUAAGAUCCUUUCCAAGAUCAAUGAAGACAAGGAGCAUUUGUCUAAAGCGGAACUCGAAGAAGAGAAAGAAAUUCUUCAAGAAAGAAUUUCAUCGGAAGAAUCCGAAAUUUUCGAGUUGUUCCAACACAUUGUUGAUAAAUUCACUGCAGAAGGCGAAUCCUGGCUUACUCUUCUUUCCGGAACAGAGUCCAUCUCUUUCAAGCUCAUCAAGGACGAGAAGACAACAGUUUCCAAUGCAAAUCUCCUUCUCAAGGCAUCGAUCAAACUCCACAAAGAUGUUUCGAAAGAACACGAAGAAGAAAUUGAAGAAAUUUCUGACAUCGAGAGUUUAUCGAAAGUUUCUUUGAAGUUGAUCAAAGAGAAUUGCGAGUUCUGCAAGACAUUGGGACGCCACAUCAUCUCCUCCGCUUUCGAGUACAUCAAACAAGAGCAAUUCGAUUUUUUCACAUUCGAUCCUUACGUUGUAAUCAGAGCUUCUGUAACAAAGAAAUUCUGUUCAUCAGCAAUUCCUAAAUUGAUUACAAUGAAGAAUUUGCCGAGAUCGAUCAUGAACUACACUUCCAAGCUGAGGAUCGAUGCAGAUGAGGAUUCGGCCAUGGAGAUCUUGAAGUCUAUAAUGAUUCACGCUCCUUCUGACAAUAAUUACAUCGAAAACAUUUUCACAAAUUUGGUGUCAAAAUUGUCAGAUGAAAAAAUGUCACUUUUCGCCAAAGAAAUGUUGAAAUUCAACAUUGACCAUAUUGGAAGCAAUUCAAGUGAUUUCACUGUUGCAUUCCUCAAGAACGGUCUUAAAUCUGCUGAGUGCUUGCUCGACGCAAUAAUCGAACAAGCGAAACCAGAAGAAGACAAAAAUGGAGUUCAGACAAGAUACAGAACAUGGUUAAACGAAGCAGCAACGAGACAGAACUUGGAUGCAGACAAAAUAACUGUUGCAUUGAACAAGAUUGUUUCUUUCCCUGAAGGAGAUUCAAGAGCAAACAGAAGCAAACAAGAAGAUGCUUUAGUUUUCUUGGCUGCUUUCUUGUUCCAACAAAAGAGAUUCAUCAAAAUUGGUGAUUUGUUGGAGAAAGUUAAGAAACUUGAUAACUCUCAGUCAAAGAAAGUUAAGAAGCUUGUAGAUGAAAUAGUUCAGUCUCAAGUUGAAAGAACAGAAGAAGCUGAAGAAGAAAAACAAAAUUAA
Molecule: messenger RNA, 2454 nt
Organism: Trichomonas vaginalis G3
Lineage: Eukaryota; Parabasalia; Trichomonadida; Trichomonadidae
Product: armadillo (ARM) repeat-containing protein family
Exons: 1
Coding region: 1-2454 (817 amino acids)
Source: RefSeq, a predicted model, not a curated record